Medioppia subpectinata is the source of this 453-nucleotide messenger RNA. NCBI's taxonomy places the organism in Eukaryota, Metazoa, Arthropoda, Arachnida, Sarcoptiformes, Oppiidae. The record is from the annotation of a GenBank genome assembly.
AUGAACACUCAUUUUGACCACAAAUGUGCGUUUUGUGACUACACAUCACGUACUGAAGGCCGACUAAAGAGACAUAUCAGAGACUUUCACUCAGAGAUACCUCCGGACAGUUGGGCCGGUAAUAGAGUGUUGAAAGAAAGUAGUGAACUCGACGGCGACGACAGCAUCGAUGGCACCGAUGCCAGCGUUAACGGGAGUGGAGGCAACUCUAAGUCGAGGAAAUAUAAGUGCAAACAAUGCGAGUUUGUGGCCACUUGUAAACAGGAGUUUUGGGGCCACUCCAAGGCACACAUCAAGUCUGAGAAACUGUUGUCGUGUACUAAAUGCUCUUUUGUCACCGAAUAUAAGCAUCACUUGGAAUACCAUUUGCGGAACCACUUCGGGUCGAAGCCAUUCAAGUGCGCCAAAUGUAACUAUAGUUGCGUUAAUAAGUCUAUGCUUAACAGUCACAUG